AUUAUUCAAGAAAAUAAUAAACAUUUUUUUAGAUCUUUCUUCUUCAUUUCAGUUUUUAACAUGGUAUUAGAGCUAUAAGCUCCUAGUUCUUUUUUUUUCAUCUAUCAUCACUGUUUGGUUUAUGAGUUGGUUUUUCACAUCUAUUCCGGAUCUGAAACUUUGUCAUUGGGUUCUCUUCUCUUUCUAAUUGAAUUGUUUAUUCUCAGGCACUUUCUAAGAGAUUUUUUCAAUAUUGUGAGUUCUACUGAUUCUAUGGCGAGUUUUGAAAGAAUUGUGACUCAUCCUACUGCUGCAAUGGUUGCCAAAGAGGUGAUAGACCAACAUAUUGUCAACCCUGAAUCUAUAAAACAGGUGAUAUUAAAUCUUCUUAAUGCUCCUACUGCCUUAUCUACUGCUCCAGGACCCAUAGACAGGACAACUUCUUGGAACUUGUCACAAGAUACAUUUGACGAGCUCCAUGAUGCCUCUCCACAUGCUCCACCUAGUUCUAUAGAAGAUGCUUUGCCUAUUGUUUAUCUUCCUGCUGGAAAGCCUCUAGUAGGUUGUAAAUGGGUGUAUAAGAUCAAAACUCGAUCUGAUGGUUUUGUGGAGCAUUACAAGGCUCGUUUGGUUGCUAAAGGAUUUACUCAGGCAUAUGGGAUUGAUUAUGAGGAAACCUUUGCACCUGUUGCUCAUCUUACUUCAGUUCGUAGUUUGAUUGCUAUUGCUGCUGCAAAAGGAUGGAAAUUGUUUCAGAUGAACAUGAAAAAUGCCUUCCUAAAUGGUGAUCUUGUAGAGGAUGUUUACAUGCAACCACCUCCUGGGCUUGAGCAUCCUCCAAACAAAGUUUGUCAAUUGAAGCGAGCUCUAUAUGGUUUGAAACAAGCACCUCAAGCUUGGUUUGCCAAGUUUAGCACCACCAUCAAUGAAUUUGGUUUUACUUCUAGUCCUCAUGAUACUACGUUGUUCAUACGCAAGACUAAUUAUGGUAUGGUCACUUCUUCUGAUGAUGGUUAUAUUCUCUCUCAAACAAAAUAUGCCUCUGAUCUUAUAUCUAAAGCUGGACUCACUGACAGUAAGAUUGCAUCUACUCCUCUUGAGCCAAAUGUUCAACUUACAUUUAUGGAUGGUUCUCCAUUAGUUGAUCCUACUUGCUACAGACAAUUGGUUGGAAGUUUGAUUUAUCUCAUUAUAACGCAACCAAACAUAGCUUAUGUAGUUCAUGUUAUUAGCCAGUUUAUGGCUACACCUCGCUCCAUUCACUAUGCAGCAAUAGUUCGCAUUAUUCACUAUAUUAAAAGUACCAUUUUUCAUGGACUUCACUUUUCUACUCAUUCAUCUCUUGAACUCCGUGCUUACACUGAUGUUGAUUGGACUAGAGACUCUGAUGAUCGUAAAUCAACCAUUGGCUAUUAUCUUUUUCUUAGUGAUUCCUUAAUCUCUUGGUGUAGCAAGAAGCAAACAGUUCCAUCAUGUUCUAACACAGAGGCCGAAUAUCUAGUACCUGGAGACGCCACAUCAAAGUUACUUAACUUACAUUGGUUACAAGAAGAUACGGGUAUUCCUCAACCACCUGCUACUAAUCUUUAUUGUAACAAUCAGAGGGCCAUGUAAAUUGCUCAUAAUGAUGUCUUCCAUGAACACACUAAACACAUUGAGGUCGAUUAUUACUUUAUUCACCAUUAUGUUGCACAAGGAACCAUUCAUUUGGUUUUCAUUGGCUUCGCUGAUCAACCAGCAAACCUUUUCACCAAGGCUCAUUUUCCUGAACGUUUUCGUACUCUUCUUUUCAAACUCAAGUUGGUUUCAUCGCAACCACCUUGAGUUUGAGGGGGAAUGUUAAGAUGUGAACACAUUUGUUAUAAAUAUUUUAUACCUUA
Rubroshorea leprosula is the source of this 1859-nucleotide messenger RNA. The record is from the annotation of a GenBank genome assembly. NCBI's taxonomy places the organism in Eukaryota, Viridiplantae, Streptophyta, Magnoliopsida, Malvales, Dipterocarpaceae.